Messenger RNA from Coregonus clupeaformis (lake whitefish), 1276 nucleotides. Its product is annotated as BTB/POZ domain-containing protein KCTD5. Gene Ontology annotation, cellular component: Cul3-RING ubiquitin ligase complex; cytoplasm. The transcript is spliced from 7 exons. Gene Ontology annotation, biological process: protein homooligomerization; proteasome-mediated ubiquitin-dependent protein catabolic process. Lineage: Eukaryota; Metazoa; Chordata; Actinopteri; Salmoniformes; Salmonidae. The record is from RefSeq and is a predicted model, not a curated record. The coding region runs from base 30 to 866 and encodes 278 amino acids. Gene Ontology annotation, molecular function: cullin family protein binding.
UGUGCAUGGAGUGGGGACAGCCUACUUAAAUGGAGAGGAGAUGCUUCCUGUCAACUGCUUCAGUCAUACCAGAGGGCGGAGAAGAGGGGAUGGCAGAAAACAGCGCCGAUACUUGUGGUUCCGUUUAUCGGAGGUGUUUGACUCAUUCUCCCUGGGAAAAACCCCAGUCAACCAGUAACGGGGCUUCCAAAUGGGUUCGCUUGAACGUGGGGGGAACCUAUUUCUUAACAACACGACAGACGCUGUGCCGAGAUCCGAAAUCAUUUCUGUACCGACUGAGCCAGGCUGACCCCGACCUCGACUCUGAUAAGGAUGACACUGGUGCAUAUCUCAUAGACCGAGACCCCACAUACUUUGGGCCGGUGUUGAACUACCUGAGGCAUGGCAAGCUGGUGCUCAACAGGGACCUGGCUGAGGAAGGUGUCUUGGAGGAAGCCGAAUUCUACAAUAUCACGUCAUUAAUAAAGCUCCUCAAGGAGAAGAUCAGGGAACGUGACUGCAAAACAUUACAGGCUCCAGUGAAGCAUGUGUACAGGGUGCUGCAGUGCCAGGAGGAGGAGCUCACCCAGAUGGUGUCCACCAUGUCAGAUGGCUGGAAGUUUGAGCAGCUUGUCAGUAUAGGUUACGGGCGGGCCCAGCAGUCAGAGUUUCUGCUGAUUGUGUCAAGGGAGGUGAAGGGGGAGGAGUCUACUUUCCCAAACCACAGCGAGCUGGUCAGCAUUGGCUCCUCUUAUAACUACGGAAACGAAGACCAAUCUGAGUUCCUGUGUGUGGUCUCCAAGGAGCUGCACAACCAAUCAUACGGCACAAACAGUGAGCCCAGUGAGAAAGCCAAGAUUCUUCAGGAGAGGGGAUCCCGAAUGUGAAGGAUCAGUAUUACAAGCUCCAGGUAUAACGAUGCAAACAUAUCAUUGACGAGGAAGAACCUUUCACACAACAGAGAAGACAUUAGUCGAGAGGGACACACAUUUGUUUGUUUUUCCUCCAUUUUAUUUUAUGUAAAUAAGUCUGUUUACAGACUUGUUGUGCCUGUACAGUUAAACUGGAUUUUUUUUUUUGAAUUAGUGGCAAGUUUUUUCCCCAACAAAUUAUGAAUUAUAAUCAUUUAAAUAUUUUAUGCUAUAAAACAUGGCCAUGGUCAUACACUGCCAAUGAUUCACUCAGGGGCUACUUUUGAGUUUUUAUUUUACCUUCUAACUCAAGGGAAUCUUGUAAGGCAGGGUUCUUCAAUUCCGGUCCUGGAGGGCCGAAACACCUCUGUUUUUCAUCCUCUCCU